AUGUGCAAGCCGAUCGUUAACACGUCACCGCCUCUGCGGCAGCCGACGCCUUCUUUCAAGCCCCAAAUUGUUUACUCCAAGAACAUGUCUAAAGCGAUAGGGGUUGUCCUAAACACCACUAUAGACGCUGUCAACGCUACCCUGCAGAAUACCUCUAGUCAGCUCGUGUCUGCCGCGACUAAGAUGAAGCCCACCGAGGCGUCGUCAAGUAUCGUUGGUGUCAUGGGGGAUAGUCUCAACAUCUCACAGACAACAACAGCCGCCCCACUCACCGAUAACCUUAAGGCGAUGACCACCACGUCGCUCUCGGAGGAAAUAUCGAAGCUAUCGCUAGUUCACUUGUUUGCCUGGAUUCUACUUUUCGCCGCCAUCACAUUGAUGACAGUGAUCCUGCUCAACUGUUGCCUACACAGCCAGAAAGACUCCGCUUAUUCCGCUGCGAAGGGGGACGAUGCCGAGGAGAUGCACGGCAAGGCCGCUGUGUUGCCCUCGGUGUCUACUCCGAGUCCACACCCAGAGGGUCCAAGCUCUGGUACCUCGUCGUCGACCCGCCUGCUUGCUUCUCGCGGAAAUCUCGCCCGACAGCAGUUUUUGGAGUCUCGCAAGACGGGGAGCGCUGCAAAGUGUUACGGAGGUACGGACUCGACAUCUGCAACCGCGUGA
Molecule: messenger RNA, 663 nt
Organism: Leishmania braziliensis MHOM/BR/75/M2904
Lineage: Eukaryota; Euglenozoa; Kinetoplastea; Trypanosomatida; Trypanosomatidae
Exons: 1
Coding region: 1-663 (220 amino acids)
Source: RefSeq, a predicted model, not a curated record